Messenger RNA from Papaver somniferum (opium poppy), 882 nucleotides. RefSeq lists its product as uncharacterized. Bases 1 to 882 code for a protein of 293 amino acids. The transcript is spliced from 2 exons. The record is from RefSeq and is a predicted model, not a curated record. NCBI's taxonomy places the organism in Eukaryota, Viridiplantae, Streptophyta, Magnoliopsida, Ranunculales, Papaveraceae.
AUGGCUUCAGGAAUCAACGAGAAUUCAGAUGAUCAAUCGGAGAUGGCGGCUAGCCCUGAUAGGCCGCGCGGUCCAUUGCCAGUUGUAGGUCAUAGUGGUGGUUUGUGGUUAAUGUGGCAAGAUGACAUUGAUGCAGAAGUUAUUUCGAGUUCUAAAAACUUAAUUCAUCUUAAGAUAAAUCAGUCGGGUCCUUUUGCUGCUUGGAAUCUAUUAUGUAUUUAUGGGCCACCUAAGAGAACAGAUAAAGCUCAAUUCUGGAGAAGUCUAUCUGUAUAUUCACAACAUGUUCUCGGUCCUAAAUGUUUCAUUGGUGAUUUCAAUGCAAUCUCUUCAGUUAGAGAAAAAUAUGGGGGUGAUCAGUCUCUAAAUGCUGCUAUUUCUCAGUUUAACAAAUUCAUCCAUGAGAAUCAUCUAUUGGAUUUAGGGUUUUCUGGUCCAGCUUACACAUGGUGUAAUGGUAGGCAGUAUCAAAGUCUAAUAAGGGAAAGAUUGGACAGGGUUAUUGCAACUCCAGAUUGGUGCCUCAUGUUUGAACAUUCAGGUGUUUUGCAUUUGUCGAGAAUCUCUAGUGAUCAUUCUCUCAUUCUUCUUAACACCUGUAGAACUGUUGCUAGAAGACCUCCUUCUUACAGAUUUGAAGCGUACUGGGUUACACAUCCAGAUUUUCUCAAAAUGGUACUGGAAAGUUGGAACUUAAAUCUUUAUGAUGAUCUUAUAUCUAAACUUGCAUCUCUGGGUAAUUUUCUCAAAAGCUGGAGCAGAGACAAAAUUGGUUGUAUAAAGAAUAUAAUUAGAAAUCUAAAGAAGAAAUUACUGAAACUUCAAUCUCUAUCUCCAACUGCUGUUAUUAUUCGACAAGAGAAGAUAUUUCAGCUCAAUUGA